Molecule: messenger RNA, 279 nt
Organism: Insectozyma verbasci
Lineage: Eukaryota; Fungi; Ascomycota; Pichiomycetes; Serinales; Debaryomycetaceae
Source: the annotation of a GenBank genome assembly
AUGUUUGGUUUAGGUGGUACUUCACAACCUUCAAUUUCAUCAGCUCAAAAAUUAUCUGCAGCUGAAGCUGAAUUAGAUAUGGUUACAGGAAUGUUUAAUUCUUUGGUUUCACAGUGUCAUUCAAAGUGUAUAAAUAAAUCAUAUAAUGAAAGUGAUAUUACUAAAGCCGAAAGUUUAUGUUUAGAUAGAUGUGUUGCUAAAUAUUUUGAAACUAAUGUUCAAGUUGGUGAAAAUAUGCAAAAAUUGGGUCAAAGUGGUCAAUUUAUGGGUAGAAGGUAA